GUUAUUGCUUUCUAGUUUUAGUCAUAGUUUAAAACCCAUCUAAAUCAUUGGUUGCACUUAGAUUAAGUGAGUACUUGCAUUCUCAGUGCUUUGAUAUCCCUCAGAACUGGUUCGACAAUCUUUUAUACUACAACAUUUGUCUUAGGAGCCUUGAAAACUCCUAAUAUCAAUUUCCGAUUCCUCCUCAGGAAGAUGAAAAAUAAUUUGAAGAAAAAGGAAAACUUUUGUCUAUUGCCAAAGAUUGUGAAGUAGAAGUAUCUAUUCAAGAAGAUGGGUUCAGAGGUUCUUAGUAUAGAGCUAUCCUCGAGCAAAAUCCGACGAGAGUAACAGGAAAAAAGCUUCGGGUUAGUUACAAAACUAUGUUCAACGAAGAUGGUGUAAGUCCUUUGAAGGAAACUAUUGAAAGAAGUUUUAUUCGGCCAGUCCCGCCAGAGUGUCUGAAUGAGGGUGUCGUAUUCAAGGAAGGGUCGGUGGUGGAUGCUUAUUUUAAUAAUGGUUGGUGGACUGGUGUUAUCGUAGUUGAAAGGCCAGAUGGUAGUUUUUUGGUUUACUUUGAUGAUCCACCAGACAUAAUGAGAUUCAUCAGAAGCCAACUGAGACCUCAUGCUGAUUGGAUCGGCUCCAAAUGGGUCAAAAGCAAAAACAAGGUAUUGAGUCAACACAUGUUUACGAGAGGGAAGUUGGUGGAAAUGACCCGUGAAAUUAGUGAAAGUGAAAAGGAAAAAAUUUGGGUCCGAGCAUUGGUAAUUACAGAAGUUCGGAAACAAGGAGAUGAUAGAAGAAAAUUUCUGAUCAAAAGAUGUACAAUCUCACAAAAUUCGAGUGAUGAAGCGGAAGGAAAACAUUUAAUAGUUGAUAUUUGCAAAAUAAGGCCAUCUCCUCCUCGAGAUCUUUGUGCAGAGUACAGUCUGAACGACUAUGUUGAAGUGGUUGUUAUCCAUGGGUGGCGCAAAGGUCGAGUGACGGAAAUUCUCCUUGAAAACAAAUACAAAGUGUAUUUCGCUGCCACAAAAGAGGAUGCGGUUUUUAAUUAUACUGAGAUUAGGCUGUCAAUGGAGUGGCUAGGUGGUGGUAGUUGGAUUCGCGCACAUGAGAGAGAAUUUGAAAAUAAUGCUGGCACACCAAUCAGACCCGGUCAAGAGAGUCCUAGUAACACACUUGCCACCGAUGAAGAUGAUACGUUGAAUGAUGAUGCCACCAAAAUCAGAUCCGAUCAAGAGAGCCCUAGUAUCACACUUGUUUUAGAAUCCAAUGAAGAGGAUAAGGUGAAUGAUGAUGCCACAGAAAUCACAUCCUCUCUCGAGAGACACAGAAACACUUCUGUUUUAGAAGCCACUGAGGCUGAAACACAAAACCAUGAAACCAUAUAUGGAAAGGAGUUACCAUUACCUCAUGAAUCAGAAGAUAUGAUGGAUGAUGUAGUCACUCCAAUCAUAGACCCUCAAGAGAUACCACGAGGUGAAACGAUGAGUGAGUCUAAUGACAAGAUUGCUUUGCCAAAAAGAAUCUCCGAAACUGGUACAAAAGGAGUCGUAUUGCAAAGAAUUAACAAGCGCUCCAAUCUGAAGUUGGUUGGUAAAGUUGAAACCCUUUUGGGCAAAGAAUUCAAGAAGCUUGAAGAUUCAUUCUUGGCUCCGGUAAUUAAGAUGGGAAGGAAGCAGAAGCUUAUGGUGUUUUCAAGGCAUUUGAUUCAUCACUUACUCUUAAGGAGAAUUGAUAUAGGCGAGAAGGGUUUGUGGUUUACUUUUGGAGAACAACUAAUGAGGUUUUCUCUAAGAGAAUUCCACUUGACAACGGGUCUGCCUUGUGUUGUUGAUAAAGAUGAAGAUGAAGCCGAGACUUCAGCAACAAAAAAGAAGAAGAAAGAUCCAUGGAUGAACAAGAAUCAAACUCUAAACACCUUGCUUAAGCUUCUUGUCGAAAAGAGUAAAGAGCUUACUGCUGAUCAGAGAUUAAGAUUGGGAGCUACAAUCCUUGUGGAAGGGAUAUUGAUGGCAAGCAAUCCGGUGACAAGUAUUCCAGAAGAGCGUCUGCUUAGAGCUAGAAAUUUCAAAGAGUUUUGCAAGUAUCCCUGGGGGAAUUUGGCCUUUGAUUAUUUACUGAAAGAAGUGAAGAGCUUUACCUAUGCAAAGCUGACGGAGAAUAAUCAAUACGCGAUUUGUGGCUUUAUAUAUGCGCUUCAGCUCUGGGCGUUAUCUUCUGUGAAUCAACUAGGCACAUUCUUUGGUAUUAGCGAUGAUGGAAUUCAGUUUCCCUUGUGCUUGCAUUGGAAAGAAACCAAAGCGCUUACUAUUGAGGAGGUUAACAGAUUCGACCAAAUGGAGAAGGUAACCGUUUAUAAUGUUUUAUAAAACUGUUUUAGUCUUUGCAUUCUUCUUUUACCGAUUGUUUGAUCAUAUGCAAACACUUGUCAGGUUGAUGUCAAAUGUAUCCUUGGAGAUCCCGGAUUGCAUAGCGACUUGGUUGAAGAUGUUGACUGUGAAUUUGGAAGAGUUGUUGAUCUUGUCAAAAGAGGAUAUCGUUUGAAGAGACAAGAUUGGCUCAAUAGAAGUGUCGACAUUGCCGUUGCUGAAGCUGAAGUGGACGAAAAUAAUUCUGUUCCUGGGAUUGAUGCAACUGAUCAAGAAAAGAUUGAAUUCCUCAAUAAUAAGGUAGUGU
Brassica rapa (field mustard) is the source of this 2658-nucleotide messenger RNA. RefSeq names its product DUF724 domain-containing protein 6-like. The record is from RefSeq and is a predicted model, not a curated record. Lineage: Eukaryota; Viridiplantae; Streptophyta; Magnoliopsida; Brassicales; Brassicaceae.